Molecule: messenger RNA, 1501 nt
Organism: Aspergillus homomorphus CBS 101889
Lineage: Eukaryota; Fungi; Ascomycota; Eurotiomycetes; Eurotiales; Aspergillaceae
Product: NAD(P)-dependent alcohol dehydrogenase
Exons: 2
Coding region: 69-1268 (399 amino acids)
Biological process (GO): D-sorbitol catabolic process
Molecular function (GO): zinc ion binding; L-iditol 2-dehydrogenase (NAD+) activity
Source: RefSeq, a predicted model, not a curated record
CCCCCCAGCCUUUUUCCCUUUCAGUCUAGAGACAUUACACUCCUAGACUAUAUCUGAUUGAGUUCACCAUGGCCACCCCUACCACUACCACAGCGCUCGUCCUCCACGGCGCCAAAGACCUCCGCCUGGAAUCCCGGCCCCUCUCCCCGCCGCAAGGCAACGAAGUCCAAGUCGCCGUCCGCGCCACGGGCCUCUGCGGCUCCGACCUCCACUACUACACCCACGGCCGCAAUGGCGACUUCGUGGUGCGGGCGCCCAUGUGCCUGGGCCACGAGUCGUCGGGCGUGGUAACAGCCAUCGGACCGGAGGUGCGCACGCACCAGGUGGGCGACCGCGUCGCAAUGGAAGUCGGGCUGCCGUGCCGGCAGUGCGCGCUGUGUCGGCAGAGCCGCUACAACAUCUGCCCGGGGAUGCAGUUCCGCAGCAGCGCCAAGAUGUUCCCGCACCUGGACGGCACGCUGAUGGAACUCACCAACCACCCGGCCGACAUGUGCCACAAGCUUCCGGAGAGUGUGUCGUUCGCCGGCGGCGCGCUGGUCGAACCGCUGGCCGUCUGUCUGCACGCGAUCCGGCGCUCGCGACCGCCUACCCGCCACGAGGUCGACCUGGCCCAGACGGCGGGCGAAAAGACGUCUGCGCUGAUCUUCGGGGCCGGCGCCAUCGGCCUGCUGCUCGCUGCCGCGCUGGCCGUGUCCGAGAACUUCUCCUCGAUCCUUGUGGCCGACAUCGACGCCUCGCGGCUGGCGAUCGCCGCCUCGCUGGGCCUGGGCCUGAAGACCGCCCUGAUCCCCAAGGCGGAUCCGGCCCAUCCGCCCCCGCCAAAGGAUACGCCGCAGGCCGAGCAGACGACGUAUGCGCUGCAGAACGCACAGAGGGUCGCUGCCACGCUGAAGGAGGCCGCCGGCGUGGCGGCUGGCUUCGCCCGCGUGUAUGACUGCACCGGCGUGCCGGCCUGCACACAGGCCGGCAUCUAUGCUGCGGCCGCCGGAGCGGUGCUCGUGCAGAUCGGCAUGGGUAACCCCAUCCAGACUCUGCCCGUGGGCGCGGCCGCCCUCCGCGAGGUCGACAUCAUCGGCGUAUUCCGGUAUGAUGGCUAUGCGUACCCCGCUGCCAUCCAGCUGAUGGCCAGCGGGAAGCUCGAUCGCGUGGAGCAGCUGGUGGUGACGCACCGGAUUAAGCUGGCGGACGGGGAUCGCGCUUUCUCCCUAGCGGGUAAGGGUGUUGAUGAAGAGGGCAGGCCCGUUGUCAAGGUUGUUAUUGAGAGCUGAGCUAGCCCGGUGAUCGUGGCUCUUGUAUGUACUUGGGUUUGCUUUGUUUGGUUGAUACCAUUGAGAGGCUCGGGGUUUACGAAGAUUUUUGCAUCAUUGAGCGCUAUUAGUGUUGGGGGUGUAUAUGGUGGCGUGCGUGGAUUGAAGAUUGAGAUAGCUUGAAUGGACGCGAGCUUAUCUCGGACAUGAUGUGACGAAUGAGAUGUACUGUACUACUCGAGCUCGAUGCGACC